Molecule: messenger RNA, 381 nt
Organism: Knipowitschia caucasica
Lineage: Eukaryota; Metazoa; Chordata; Actinopteri; Gobiiformes; Gobiidae
Source: the annotation of a GenBank genome assembly
AUGGCCUCUCGUUUGCUCCGAGCCUGUGUCGUGUCCACGCAGCGGCUGAAGACCUGCUCCGCGCUCAGACCUCUGCCCCGCACUUUUGCAACAGCAGGAAUCCCCACUGAUGAGGAGCAGGCGACUGGGCUGGAGAAGAGGACCUUACAGUCUCUAAAGCACGGGAAGGACCCCUGGAGCAUCAAGAAGCCUCAGACCUACGCUGGAACCAAAGACGACCCCCACAUUGUGCCCAGCGUCGGGACAAAGAGGCUGGUGGGAUGUCUCUGUGAGGAGGACAACACCGCCAUCAUCUGGUUCUGGCUUCAUGAAGGAGACAUGCAGCGCUGUCCCUCCUGCGGCUCUCACUACAAACUCGUGCACCAUGAACUGCCUCACUGA